Molecule: messenger RNA, 3296 nt
Organism: Periophthalmus magnuspinnatus
Lineage: Eukaryota; Metazoa; Chordata; Actinopteri; Gobiiformes; Gobiidae
Exons: 8
Coding region: 99-2621 (840 amino acids)
Biological process (GO): inner mitochondrial membrane organization
Cellular component (GO): mitochondrion; MICOS complex
Source: RefSeq, a predicted model, not a curated record
GCUGAAUAACACUGAGCGUGCACUGGUUCAUAGAGGCGCCUUGUAAAUUUAAUAAUUCCCAAUAAUUUGUUUGUAUUCUGCGGUGACGCUCUGGCCGGAUGGGGGGAAACGGCACGAGUCGUUUUGCUCCGGGAGAAGAAGAAGGUGGAGUGACUUUUGUGAAGGGCAUUCGGCUUUCAGACCGAGUCAUAAACCGAAUGCGCCAGCCUCCACAGGUCAUCACUCCUCUACCUACAGACAACGGACCCGCUAAACCUGAAACACCACCCUCAGUCCAGGAUCUCCUCCCACUCCUGUCUACCUCAGCCACUCAGGAUGUCUCAACUACAGCUGCUCCAUCACUGGAUGCUGCACCUCCAGUCCCUGUUAAACUAGUCCCGCAUCCACCUGUUAAGUUUCACUCCCUUCCCCCUCCUACUAUAGAGACCACACCUGAAUCCAUACCCACACCCACAAUAGAACCACCCCCACCUGCACCCAUAGAAACAUCUGUAGAUCUACCUCCACCGGCUGCUGACCCGGGACCAACUCCACCACCAACAAUUGAAUCUCCUCCAGUUCCUGUAAUUGAAUCUAUUGUAGAGCCAACCCCAACUCCAGAGCUUGCAUCCCCACUUCCUAGCAUUACUGAGCCAAUUUCACCAACUUGUAAUGAGGAACAAACCUGUCCCAUUCCCAUAACAAUAAUGGAAGAUGUACCUCCACCACUACCACUUCCUCCACCUGUUGAGGAGCUGGCACCUCCUCCCCAAGUUGUUGUUCCAGAACCCCCCUCUUUUCCACUUGUAGCUGAUACAACCCCUGAGAUUACUAUGCUAUCUCCAUCUGUAGAACUUGCCCCCUCCAUCAAGCCAGCUGUUGUAGCCCCACCCUCUGAUUUGACUCCUCCCCCAGAGCUCACACCUGUUGAAUCAGUAUCUGUAGCUCCUCCUAUUGAAUGUACACCUGUCUUAGCCCCACCCACUGAAUCCAUACCUCUUGAACCAGUCAUUUUAGCAUCACCCCCCGAGUCAACACUUUCAGAACCAAUUGUUUUACCUGUUGACAUUUCACCGGUUGAAACAGUAGUCGAGGCUGCAAACCCUGAGCUUACACAGCCAGCAAUUUUAGCUCCACCCACUGACUUUGCCCCUAUCUUGGUUCCACAAACCGAACCCACACCUCUUGAUCCAGCCAUUUUGGCCCCACCCAUUGAGGCUUCACCUAUAUCUGCCCCACCCUCUGAACUUACACCUGAUGAACCCAUCAUUUUAGCCCAGACCCUUGAACCAUCCCCUACUUUAGCUCCUCCCAUUGACACUACCCCUGAUUUAGCCCCACCUCCUGAGUCCACACCUGUUGAACAUGUAAAUGUGGCUCCAAUCAUUGAAAUGACAUCUGUUGUUGAACCAGCAGUUUUAACUUCUCUUACUGAACCUGCACCUGUCGAACCAGUCAUAUUAGCCCCACCCACUGAAGCCACACCUCUUUUAACUCCACCCACUGAAGCCACACCUCUUUUAACUCCACCCACUGAAGCCACACCACUUUUAAUACCACCCUCUCAAACCACACCUGUUUUAGCCCCACCCACUGAAGCCACACCACUUUUAACCCCACUUCCUGAAACUACACCUGUUGAAAUUGUUGCUUUAGUUCCUCCCAUAGAACCUACACCUGUCGAACCGCUUGUUUUAGCUCCAUCCUCUGAACCCAUUUCCCCAGUUACUGUUGAGAGCCCACCCACUCCUCUUGAGACACUUGAAGUUGAGCUUGUACCACCACCUGCCGAACCAACCUCUGAACCUGUUGUCCUGUCUGUCACUAUUGAAGAUACAUCCACUGUAUUAUCCUUCGACUCUCCACCUGAACCUCCACUUGAGCCUGCUCCUGCAGUGGACCUAGAUGUAGUACCAUCAGAAUCCACUGCCGAGGCACCAGAACCAGCGCCGCUCCCUGAACAGGCCACUGAGAUCCUAACUGCACCCACUCCUAUUGAAGAAGUGCCAGUUGUCCCUGCAGAGCCCCCAGGUGAACUGGUCCCUCCUGAAGUAAUCGAGGAUAGGCUGAGGCAGAAGAUUAAAGCUGAGUUGGAGUUGAGUUUGGAGGAAGAGAUCACCAAGAGAAGACAAGUGCUGCAGAAACAGCUGGAGGAGCUGAGAUCGAUCGCUAUAGCUGAAGCAGAGGCAGCUGCUCAGGCCCAGGUGGAGCAGCAAGUGAAGCAGACACUGGAGGCGGAGAAAGCAGCUUACAUGGAGAACCUUACCCAGUCCAUCGCCAAGGAGCGCAUGAAGACGGAAGACGAGAAACUGAUGGUGCAGCUUUAUGCUCAUAAACUGGAGAUGAGAGAGGAGGAGAUGAAGAAACGUGACACUCUCUACAAGGAACAUAUUGCGAAAUUAGAAUCAAAAUGUUCUCAAUUUUACAAAGUGACUAGUGACAGUUUCCAGAAAAGCAAGGAAGAGACACUCAAUCGUUUUGCUCGUUUUAAUAUCCAGCCAGUGUGUGGGGAUCUUCAGAGUCAGAUCCUGAAGUGUUAUCAAGAAAACCCAGGGAAGACUCUGUCCUGCUCUGGCAUUGCCUCUGCCUACAUGCAGUGUGUGAACAAAGCCAAGAUGGAUAACAUGAGCACCAGAGGCUGAGAUGAAGAGUUGAAGAUGGUACAAGGGCUGCUGUUUUUCUAUGAAGUAGGAUAUUACGCAAAUCAGGUAUAACAUUUUGACCAGUGACAGGCUAAAGAAAGUGACAGUGACAGGCUAAAGAAAGACAAAUCACAAUGGUGUUUGCAAAUGAGUAGGGAACACCAAGUGACCAUUUUGUUUUGGAGGCUGGGAAUCAGCAGGAGCAUUUUGUUCUUUGACACAUAGGGAUACCUGAUAAUUGAAUCAGAGAGUCUCUAUACUGCGAUCAAUAAGAGGCAAGUGGUCAUCAUUAUUCCUGGUUGAUGCAUAUGUUCACUACAGCUGAAAUACUGGGCACUCCUUUAAGACACUUUUACUGUGAAAAUCACUUUGUUUACCUACACUUACACUUUCUACCCCCAACUAUGCCAAAACUCAAUAAAACAUUCAACAGUACAGUAUCUUUUACUAAUUGGAAAUUUAGGAGUUUUGUUUAGUUAGAAUGCAUUUAUUAUUUGUGUGAUCAAUUGUUUUAAUAUGUGCCUUAGAGUCACUAUUGUUGUACAUGUAUCUGGUGUUAAUGGACACACAGGAAUAAGACAACAAGGUUUUGAGUUUCAUUUAAAUUAUUGUGUGAAGAUGAAACUACCUUUUAAAGACUGAAGCAUGGAUAAAUUACCUCAAUAAAUGUGUGUU